UGGGCGGGGCUGUGUAGCUGUACGGGAGUAGUGGAUUUGAUCCCUUAUGUUUUAACCGUUUAUAUGUGCGAAUCCAGGCCAAGGCUCUCCACAGAUCAAACUUGAGUCUCAUUCUGUUUCUUCUUCUGGAACACUAAAAUCAUGGCAGCAAAUAAGAGCAAAAACCAGAGUUCGCUGGUUCUGCAUAAGGUGAUCAUGGUGGGCAGCGGCGGCGUGGGGAAAUCAGCUCUAACGCUGCAGUUCAUGUAUGACGAGUUUGUGGAGGACUACGAGCCCACCAAGGCCGACAGUUACCGGAAGAAGGUGGUCCUGGAUGGAGAGGAGGUGCAGAUUGAUAUUUUGGACACGGCGGGGCAGGAAGACUACGCCGCCAUCAGGGACAACUACUUCCGCAGCGGAGAGGGUUUCCUUCUGGUUUUCUCCAUCACAGAGCCCGAGUCCUUCAGCGCCACGUCAGACUUCAGGGAGCAGAUCCUGAGAGUGAAAGCAGAGGAUGAUAAAAUCCCUCUGUUAUUGGUGGGGAAUAAGUCUGAUUUGGAGGACAGGAGGCAGGUGUCUGCGGACGAGGCCCGGACCAAAGCGGACGAGUGGUCUGUUCAGUAUGUGGAAACAUCAGCCAAAACCAGAGCCAACGUCGAUAAGGUCUUCUUUGAUCUGAUGAGGGAGGUGCGGACGAAGAAGAUGUCCGAGAACAAGGAGAAGAACGGGAAGAAGAGCGGCAAGAAGAAGAAGAGCUUGAAAGAGAGAUGCACGCUGCUUUGAGCCGCACAAACGCUUGAUUCCCUCGUCAAGCUCUCCUGUCCUGGACUGAGCCGUUCUUCUGGUGAUGAGGAGACCAGAUCUUCCUCCUCGAGCGUUUUUCUUGCCAAAUACAAUCGAACCAGAACCAUAAGCCACUGUGCCGACCUCAACUACAAAUCUUCCAUAUCUUUAAAGGACUUUUUAUAUGUUUCUACCAGUUUUGUAAAAAUGCAGGCUUUGUAACUUUCCAAAAGUCACUUUUUUUAAUACUCAAACGCAAGUUAUAUUCAUUAUGCUGCAUCACUGUUCUUCAUUCAUGAAGCAGGAAUAGAAUCAUUUUUUAAAGUAAAUUGUUGCAUUGAAUUAAAGGCUACAAUUUGUGACAAACUAUUUAGAAAUUAGUUAUCCUUGAAUUUCACACAUGCAUGUAAAUCUUUUUGUGUUAAAUACUCUAUUUUAUCUGCCUUUCACUUCUUUUAAGGCAAAGGCAACAGACAUAUAUGUAUUUGCUUUGCAUGCAUUAUUAUGCAGCUUAACACAGCUGAGGAAGGUGCAGACUUUGUGCUUUUAUUAUAAAACAGACACACAAUUGAAAGUAUAUUUUUGUAAUCAAAUCACUUUGUUUAUUGAUUACUCUGCCUAGUGAUUACAGACCAAAUAAA
Molecule: messenger RNA, 1403 nt
Organism: Sinocyclocheilus rhinocerous
Lineage: Eukaryota; Metazoa; Chordata; Actinopteri; Cypriniformes; Cyprinidae
Product: ras-related protein ralB-A-like
Exons: 5
Coding region: 142-762 (206 amino acids)
Biological process (GO): signal transduction
Cellular component (GO): membrane
Molecular function (GO): GTP binding; GTPase activity
Source: RefSeq, a predicted model, not a curated record